AUACACAGCUUUACAUUGGGCUGCUGAGGAGGGAUAUCUACAGAUCACAAGAUGUCUGGUAGAACAAGGAGGUGCCAGUUCCCUGGUUACAACACAUGAGGGUGAGACUCCAUAUGAUCUAGCAGCAAAAAGCAAAGAGAACCAAUAUAAAGAAGUGAUGGAAUACUUAAAGACUGUCAUGUCAAAGAAAUCUCCAGGUGUGACUGCUGGUCAAGGGAUAGAAGAUGAAGUCCCAACUGAAAUAAAAUUAAUGACUGACAAAAGAUCUGUCGAACUGUACCUUAAAUUACUUGAGUCAGGCUCUGAGAAAAAGAGAGACAUACGUUUAGUAGUAGUUGGAAAAAAAGGUGCAGGAAAGACAUCAUUGAUUAGAAGAUUGUUUGGUGAAGACAUUACAGAUGUAACCAGUACAAAUGGAAUAGAAAUUCAUAAAAUAAAAUGCAAAGCAAUGUCUGAUGAUGGAAUAUGGAAUAAAUUAGAUGGAAACUAUGAAGAAACUGAAAUUCAUGCAAGACUAUUGAAAGAAUAUGAGGAAAAACUUCAGGAAAAAGGAACAAUAGAAGAACCAGUAGAAUCCCACAUUGCCAUUAAGGACAAUACACCAGCAACAAGUUUUGAUGAAUCAAAGAAAUCAGGGACAGUAUAUCGGCAGCCUAAAAUAAUGACACCUCUAGUAACCAAUGAAUCUCAAGUUGGACCUCCAGUUACCUCGCAGCAACAACACCAUUCAUUAGAACAGGCAAAAAAGGAUAUUGAAACCAUGCUUAAAUCUAAUGUAGAUUUACAUGACAAAGAAGAGUACGCCACAUUAUUUUUGUGGGAUUUUUCAGGAGAUGAAGAAUUUUACCACACACAUCAAACCUUUUUAUCCCCAGAUGCAAUUUAUCUUGUUGUUACAAAACUCAAUGAGGCUGGCGACAAACAAGCACAAGAUUUAUUCCAAUUAUGGAUGGAUUCAAUACAUUGUUACAGUAGACUGGAAGAGGACAGAAAUAAAUCUGAUGUCAACAAGAGAACAUCAGAUGAUCGUGAUCCACCGAUAGUUAUUGUUGGCACUUGGAAAGAUGCCUUGAUCUCUAAUGUAGAAGAGAUUGAUCAUGCAUGCAGAAAAAGUAUUUUAAAGUAUACAGAGAAUAUGUCAGAAGAUGAACUAGGACAUAUAAGGCAAGAAUACUUCAUUUCCAACACAGAAGAUGAUCCCAGUGUAUUCCAGCAAAUACGAGAAAACAUCCUACACUUAGCCAGAAAAAUGAAAACAUGGAACAAAGAUUAUCCGUUAAAAUUCAUUCAGCUGGAAACACGACUUCAAGAAAAGAAGAAGGAGUUACCUAUUAUUUCCUUUCAGGAAAUUCAGCACAUCUCUACUGAUACACCUAAUCCACUAAAUGACGAGGAACUCAGAUUGUUCCUGGAAUUUCACCAUGAGAUCAGAGCUUUAGUUUAUUUCAAAGAUCUUCCUUCUUACAUUAUUUUAGAUACAAAGUGGUUGUCUGACGCUUUUAGAUAUAUAGUUACUGCAAAGAAAUUUAGAACCAUAAGUAUCAAAAAUAGAAAAAAAUGGGAUGAGUUGUACAGUAGAGGCAAAUUACAUAGUGAGGUUUUAGAAGAUAUAUUCAAAAAAAGGGAUAAUAUGUUUUCCAAACACAAGGACCAUAUUCUGAACGUAAUGGAGAGAUUUGAUAUCAUCAUACGUCCAAACAUGUCAGAGUCUGCUGAAGAAAAGCCUUGCUACUAUGUACCUUGCCUGAUUAAAAUAGAAUCGCACUGUGACAUUUAUGAAACAUUUAAUGUGACAGACAAUACCUGUAAAAAAUCAACUUGGUUAUGUUUCAAAUUUAGAUUCAAGCCACCACAUCUAAUGAACCAUUUGAUCGCUUCACUGAGCCGGAAGUAUGAAAUUACAGAAGUGGUUGUUCCAAAUCAAAAGAAAAAGUCAGUUGCUCUUUUCGGAGGUAUUGCAGUCUUUGAAUUACAGAAGAAAACACAUUUAAGAAAAUUGCUUGUAAUGACAUUUCCAAAUUUUAUUCAGGUUCAGGUUUUGGAAUUCGGGAAAGAUUCAUUCAUCAAGAGAGGUUUGUACAAAGACAUUGGUGACUUCGUGACAGAUGAGUUAGAUAAGAUAAUACAUACACGAUACAAGAUGUCCAAUGUAGAAUUCCAGAAAAAAUUUGAAUGUGGCCAUACAAAACCUGAAUUAGUUACAGGAUCCAAUGAAUUCAGUGAGGAGCAGAUUACAGAAUAUCUCUGCGGGACAUGUAAAACACCCCACACAUUCGAUGGCGAAUGGUCAGAGAUAGAAAGUAAAGCGCUGUCAGAUAAGUAUGAGAAGAAACCGGGAGAGAGAGGACUUGCCCUGAUUGUUAACUUCAUGUUCCAUGGUGGGACAACUGAGAGAAAAGGUUCUGAUGUGGAUUGCAAGAAUCUCACACAUUUCUUUAAAGAAGAACUAAAGUAUCAGGUGGAAAGUACAACAAGAGAUAUGACAAAGUUGGAGUUAAUGAAGUAUUUCCAAGAAAUCGCCAGAACAUACUUAACAGAGAAGUCAAAGGAUUAUCAUUCCUUUAUCUGUGUAAUUAUGAGUCAUGGAAAUAAGGAUGGAAUUCAUACAACAAAUGGAUUAAUCACAGUGGAAGAAAUAAAAAAGCCAUUCAAAAACAAAAGUGGGGGCAAAUUUAAUGGUAAACCAAAACUAUUUCUCAUUCAAGCCUGUCGUGGAAACGAAAAGCAGGAAAAGGUUGAAGUUCUAAAUCAGCUAUCUGCCUCAUCAGAAGUCUCCUAUACUGAUGCUUCUUCAGAAAACGUUCCAACAGAUGCUGACAUUAUAGUAGCAUAUGCAUCAACACCAGGAUAUAUAUCAAUUCGAAAUAUAUAUGGAGCAUUUUUCAUAAGAGCUUUCUUGUCUGUUGCCAAGAGUAAAUACAAUGAGGAACAUAUCGAGGAGAUAUUAAGAUAUGUGAGAAGAGAAUUAGCUACGAAUCCAGAAUAUGCACCACAAUCUGGAAGCUUGGCACGAGUAGAGACUACAUCUACGAAGAAAUUUUUCUUGUAAUAACAGUUCAAUAAAACUUAUUUAGGAAGAAAAUUGUUAUCAAACCACUUAUGAGCGGUAUGAUUAAUUAAGUAUAUAUUUUCCAAAGUUGAAGGAUGUAUGCAACUGAUUUAAAGUUCUAAUUUUUGUAUGAAUAAAUAAAACCAGUUUGUUCGAUUAUAAUCUAUGUUCAUCAGCUAGUCAUUUAGAUACCUGGUUAAGUUGGCAUUAUAACAGGGGGAAACAUAUAAUUAUAAAGACUGAAAUCAAACUUUUAAGAGUUGUUUGUAUAAUCAGUUAUAAUCAGAUAAAGAUAAUACGGACUAGUACUACUAAUAAUGUAUAUAUGUAUUUGUUGGUAAAUAAAGCACCAAAAUGGUUUAUUAUGCAAGACAUGCAAUUGGUCAUUAUUUUGCAAAUUAGAACUAUUGGACUCAAUUGACCAUCUUGGUUGCCUCUGUAAUGUGAAAUUUUACGGAAUUAAUUUGGUAGCAUUUUUAUUAAUUUUAAUAUUCAAACGAACAGAUUCUGUAUAUUUAUCAAUUUAUCAUCUAUUCACAAAUCAUAUUAAAUGUAUCUAGUAGUAGAUGUGGUGUUUAAAGAAACUUCCAAAAGGUGAUUUCUCAUGGUUCUAAGUUUAGGGAACCCCAACACAUUAAUUGUAACCAUAACUUCAAAAUAAUUAUGGAUUCCAUUGAGGACUAUGCCAGAGCACGGGCUAAACGUGAAGAAGAAAAUGAUAGAGCGAGUGGGGGAUCCGUGUACUAUGGACGCAUUCUUCUUUUAAAAUAAUGUAUUUUUAUCAAUAAAGAAUUAAGCGUUAUUGUUGAUACAUUUUUAGCUCACCUGGCCCGAAGUGCCAAAUGAGCUUUUCUCAUCACUUGGCGUCCGUCGUCGUCGUUAACAUUUUACAUUUUGAACUUCUUCUUGAGAACCACUGAAUGGAAUGAAACCAAACUUGAAUGUUCCUUAUGAAGUGCUGACCAAGUGUUGUUACUUUGUAGCCGAUCCAUCAUUCAAAAUGGCCGCCAGCGGGGGACUUAGUUUAACAUAGGACCCUAUGGGAAAUGCAUACAAAUGACUUCUUUUAGAGUACCACUGAAUAUAAUGAAACCAAACAUGGCAUGAAUGCUUCUUAUGUGGUUCUGACCAAGUGUUGUUACUUUGAAGCUGAUCCAUCAUUCAAGAUGGCCGCCAGCGGGGGACUUAGUUUAACAUAGGACCCUAUUGGAAAUGCAUACACAUGACUUCUUUUAGAGAACCACUGAAUGGAAUGAAACCAAACAUAGUAUAAAUGUUCCUUUCUUAAUGAGGUGCUGGCCAAGUGUUGUUACUUUGUAGCCAAAUUUAAGUAUCUUUUUUUUAUAUGAUUUCAAAAACCCAGGUAGAAUCAGGUGAGCGAUACAGGCUCUUGAGAGCCUCUAGUUUUGUAUCUAAUUCUGCAUUAACAAAUGAAUGAAACGUUCAGAUCAUUGAUAUAUUUUAGCACUAUCAUUGUUAAGGUAGUUUACAGAUUUGAGCACUAUGAUCUUUGUUCAGAUAGUUUGCAGAUUGUAUUCAUUUCAUUGUACAAAGAAAAUCGACAAUUUCGUAUGAUCAUUAUAUAGAGCAUUGACCUAUUUAAGCAGUUUCAUUGUGCAUAUGUAUAUCAUUUUUUAUCACUAUUAUUGUAAAUAUGAUUGACAUAUUUUAGCACUAUCAUUGUACCAAUAAAAACAAAAUUCAAAGAUUUAUUUCAAAUAUGGAAUUGGUAACCUUUCAUAAUAAGUUAUUUUAAGGAUUAAUAAGUUUACAUGGAUCGUAUCUAAAUUUCCUGUCUCGGUUUACAACAUCACUGUAAAAUUUACGAUUUGCUAUUCCGUUUGAAAUAAGUAUUUUACAGGUACAGCCAAACUUGCAAACUAAAUCUUUGUAUCUAUAUGGAAGAAUUUAGUAAAGGUUUUAAGUCAUUCUUAAUAAAGAAAUCUCUGACAUAAUUUACUAGUAAUACAUCGAAAUCAAAAACGUCACUACUGACAUGGGCAUAACGAACGAGUUGGGAUAUAUAAACACUGUUAGACGUUGCCAAAGGAACAUCAUCGUUCAAAAAAGGAAAAUGAUUUAUAGGGAAAGAAAAAUCACCCCUUUUGUCGUAACUUUUUGUGUAGAGUUUUUAUCAUUAUACAGAUAAUAGACUACUUUCAAGUUAUGUCUAUCACUGUGAUUGUACAGAUAACUGACAUCUUUUAUCACUAUGAUUGUAAAUGUAACUGACAGAAUUUAGCAUUUUGUUUUAUUGUACAUAUAAUAACUAACAGAUUUUAUCACUAUCAUUGUAUAUAUAAUUGACAUAUUUUAGCACUGACAUUAUUGAGACAAUCAAUAUUUUAAAAUCAUUCAGGCUUCUGUUUUCAAUUUAUAUAUCUUUAAAAUAUAUUGUGUAAUGUUUUUUUUACUUUAUAUGAUAUGUAUAAUGACUUAUGUGAUUGGUUUAAGUAUCAUUUGUUAUCAUUUGUGUAAGUUCAUUAGUUCAUUCUUUUUUGAGAAAUAAAUGAAUAGAAAAAAAAUAUUCUUAUUUUAUGUAGAUACGCAAUCAGUAAUACAUUGGUUGUUAUACUUCUGUUCAUACAACUAAACCACAGUCAGAAUAUUUCCUAAUAGUCUCGCAUUAAAAAAUCCUGAUUAUAUUUUCCUGACUAUCCAACAUGAUUUUUGUUUUACUUUUCUUACAUGUAAUUACUAAAAUUGAGAUAAAUUCAGAACAUGUGAAAACAAAAUCUACGACAAUAAUGAACCCGGAAGAAAAUGAGAAGCAACAGUGGUCUGUUAUUAAAACAAAUGUAGGAACCUUUGUUCUUAGUAAAUUUAACCAACAGCUCAAGAUGUUACUUUGUACAUGUGGGCUUGAUGUACUUAACAGGAUUAUGCAGCAUCUGCACAUAAUGCUGUCGAAAUUUACCCUGCUUGUAAAAACUAAUUGACCGUUAGUUUGGUAAAGACCUUUACAUUAAAAUCAUCUACUGGGUCUAAUCAUCCAGCAAUUUGUUAAUUGUACCUUUUUUUUUCUUUUUGACCAUCUUCAGUGAAGCAAAACAAAAAACACUGCCCUCAUUGUGAAUCGAAUGAUCAGUGAACCAUGUCAGACCUUUGAAACUAUCACCUCCUUCUUGAAUAUAUCAAGUGAACCAUAAAACAUAUUUUCAAACUAGUUCAUCCUUCUAGACAAUGUCAAGUGAAUCCUGCUGCACCUCUGUAAACUCUGUCAUCCUUCUAAACGAUGUCCAGUGAAACUUGUAGCACUUUGCAAACUCUGUCGCCCUUCUGAACAAUGUCCAGUAGUGAACCCUGUAGCACCUUGCAAACUCAAUGGCCGCCAGCGAGGGACUUAGUUAAACAUAGGACCCUAUGGGAAAUGCAUACUUGUAAUGUCUUCUUUUAGAAAAUCACAGAAUAGAAUGCCAUAUUACAUGUUCUAAACCAAGUUUUAUCUUUUUUAUAUAAUUUCAAAAGCCAAAGUAGAUUCAGGUGAGCUAUACAGCUAGGCUCUUGAGAGCCUCUAGUUUAUACUGCAACUAGUUGUGCCUUUUCCCUAAUUAUAGUAACACAGCUUUAUUUUGUACAAUUUCAAUUUUAUCAUGGAACACCUUUUCCACAAUCAGGGGUUCAUUAAGGACAAUUUGUGUAACAAUGUAAACAGCUAUCAAUGUAUUUAUUUUGCAAUUUAAACAGAUAUCAAUGUGAUAAUUCAUGUUGAAGUAUAAAAACAAUAUUAGGUCAAUGUCAUAAAAAUAUAAACUUUUUUGUAUUCGGCAUAUAAAUUGGGGAAGGGCUCGGUAAAACCUCGCCUUUCCCCAGUUUCUCAGCCUCAUACAAAAAAGUUUAUAUUUUUCUGACAUUGACCUAAUAUUGUAUAUGAAUACGUACAUAGUAAGAAUCUUGUACAUUAACUAUUAUAAAUUUACCAUUGUUGUUGCUAACUGAAUUGACAGGGGUUCAAUAUUUCACAUGUAUUUAGGUCGAAACUUGGUAACCUUUAAAUGUCGAGACAGAUAGUUGUCCUUGUUGAAGUUCUUUUUGUCUUUAUAUAUAUAUGGUAUUGUAAGGUUUCUGUUUAUAUGAAUGGUAUCCCUUAUAUCGUUAUAUUCAAUCAUUUACCCCUUUGUCAAAUGCAUACACCAUCUAUCAACUUAGGAUAUUAGACAAUAAAUGUUUUCAAAAAAAUGUUACAGUGAAGGACAUACAUUUAUGAAAUGACGGAAUUGUUUCUGCACCUGAUAGAUUUAAUGUUUUUUUAGUAAUACCAAUGUCUGUCUUAUUUUGUUAAUGUCA
Mytilus trossulus (common blue mussel) is the source of this 7336-nucleotide messenger RNA. RefSeq lists its product as uncharacterized. The coding region runs from base 158 to 3049 and encodes 963 amino acids. The transcript has 12 exons. The record is from RefSeq and is a predicted model, not a curated record. Gene Ontology annotation, molecular function: GTPase activity; cysteine-type endopeptidase activity; GTP binding. Gene Ontology annotation, biological process: proteolysis. Lineage: Eukaryota; Metazoa; Mollusca; Bivalvia; Mytilida; Mytilidae.